Messenger RNA from Hippocampus comes (tiger tail seahorse), 1213 nucleotides. It is a transcript of the gene igfbp2a, whose product is annotated as insulin-like growth factor binding protein 2a. Gene Ontology annotation, molecular function: insulin-like growth factor I binding; insulin-like growth factor II binding. Bases 65 to 919 code for a protein of 284 amino acids. The transcript is spliced from 4 exons. The record is from RefSeq and is a predicted model, not a curated record. Gene Ontology annotation, cellular component: extracellular region. NCBI's taxonomy places the organism in Eukaryota, Metazoa, Chordata, Actinopteri, Syngnathiformes, Syngnathidae. Gene Ontology annotation, biological process: regulation of insulin-like growth factor receptor signaling pathway.
CCCCUUCCCCUCCCAUCCUUUUUUUUUUUUUUUACUUGGUACUUCCUUCCACCAGACCACGAUAAUGUCACAAAAGCCAACGCAAAUCACAAUGCUCCAGCUCUACAGCCUGCUGGUCCUCACCGCGUCCGUCGCCGGCGCCUCGCUGGCCGAGAUAGUCUUCCGCUGCCCGGCGUGCACCGCGGAGCGCCUGGCUCUCUGUCCGUGGCUCAGCGACCCUUGCGCGGAAAUCGUGCGCGAGCCGGGCUGCGGGUGCUGCCCGGUGUGCGCCCGGCAGGAGGGUGAGACGUGCGGCGUGUACACCCCGAGGUGUGCCGCCGGCUUGCGAUGCUACCCGACGCCCGAUUCGGAGCUCCCGUUGGAGCAACUGAUGCAGGGCCAAGGCCUGUGCCGGCAAACGGUCGACACCGACAUCACGAUCCAGGAGCACCGGGAGCAGACCAGCGGUGAGGCCUCGGAAGUGUUCUUCGAGUCAGGCCUGGGUGACGUCCGCUUACCCAGUAAGGAAACCACUUGGAUGGGGCAGAAGGAGAGUGCUGUGCGACACCAUCGUCAAGAGAUGAUGACAAAGAUGAAAAGCAACAAGGUGGAAGAGCUUAAACCGACUCGACCCAAACAGACUCCGUGUCAGCAGGAACUGGACCAGGUGCUGGAGAGGAUCUCCAAGAUGCCCUUCAGAGAUAAUCGAGGUCCCCUGGAGGACCUUUAUGCCCUGCAUAUCCCUAACUGCGACAGGAGAGGGCAGUAUAACCUCAAACAGUGCAAGAUGUCUCUUUAUGGUCAGAGGGGAGAGUGCUGGUGCGUAAGCCCCCACAACGGUCAAACCAUCUUAGCAGCCCCCAUUGUGCGGGGUAACCCCAACUGCAGCCAGUACCUUUCGGAGCUGGAGCUGGAGAUGGCCAACAUGGAGCAGAUAUAAUGAAAAUAAACAAAAAGCAACUGUGAAGCAUAUGGGAACAAACAACGAAAAUGAGUAAGUGAGGUGAACUCGGAAACAGCAUAAUGUUAAACUUAACAUGAAAUUAAAAAAAAAAAGAUUUGCAGGUUCAAAGGGCUUCUUUAGUUUUAUUUUGUGUCUUUAAGCUAUACAGCCGUGCAUCGAGAUACUAAUUUGUUUUGUGACCAUGUUUGUAACUCUCAACACUUGUAUCUCAUAUCAUCUGAAUCCAUUGGAAUGAAUGUAAGUGCCCCCCGCACCCCCCAAAAAAACACA